Perognathus longimembris pacificus (Pacific pocket mouse) is the source of this 4908-nucleotide messenger RNA. It is a transcript of the gene Msl2, whose product is annotated as MSL complex subunit 2. Gene Ontology annotation, molecular function: ubiquitin protein ligase activity. Lineage: Eukaryota; Metazoa; Chordata; Mammalia; Rodentia; Heteromyidae. The transcript has 2 exons. The record is from RefSeq and is a predicted model, not a curated record. The coding region runs from base 424 to 2157 and encodes 577 amino acids. Gene Ontology annotation, cellular component: MSL complex.
CCCCCGCCCCGGGCUCCGCCGCCGCGAGGGAGGCGCCUCCGCGGCGGGACAUGCGGCUGGGGCGCCGGCCGCCCGCCCGCCGAGCCGCGGGCCGAGCCUGAGCGCGCACGCCGGGGCCCCCGGGGCCGCGUCCCCCGCCCCCGCCCCCCGGACCCCCGGACCCGCCGGCCUCGGGCGCGGAGCGAGGGCGCCCCGGGCCCAUGUGCGGGAGCGCCGUCCCCGCCCCACGAGCCCGCGCGGACCCUGGUGCCUCCCCGGGCCGGCGGCCCCGCGGCCCCGCCGCCCCGGGCCCCGCCGCCCGCCGCCGGCCAUUGUUCCUCCCCGCCGCCGCCGCCGCCGCCUCCGUUGCCGCCGGGCGCCGGCCAGGACGUUGGAUCGGGCGCUGGUGUCGCACCGGGAGCCCGAGGUGCCGAGGCGUCGGCGAUGAACCCGGUGAACGCGACUGCUCUCUACAUCUCCGCGAGCCGCCUCGUGCUCAACUACGACCCCGGGGACCCCAAGGCCUUCACCGAGAUCAACCGGCUGCUGCCCUACUUCCGGCAGUCGCUCUCGUGCUGCGUGUGCGGACAUCUGCUACAAGAUCCUAUUGCACCUACCAACUCUACCUGCCAACACUAUGUCUGCAAAACUUGUAAAGGAAAGAAAAUGAUGAUGAAACCUUCAUGUAGCUGGUGCAAAGACUAUGAGCAAUUUGAGGAAAACAAGCAGUUAAGCAUCUUAGUGAACUGCUACAAAAAACUGUGUGAAUACAUAACCCAGACUACACUGGCACGGGAUAUAAUUGAAGCAGUCGACUGCUCUUCUGAUAUUUUGGCUUUGCUUAAUGAUGGAUCGUUGUUCUGUGAGGAGACAGAAAAGCCCUCCGAUUCCUCCUUUACUUUGUGUUUGACACAUUCCCCUUUACCGUCCACCUCAGAAGUCACGACUAAUCCUCAAGCUAGUUUGUCUCCAAUGUCUGAGAGCACCCUCAGCAUUGCUAUCGGCAGUUCUGUGAUCAAUGGUUUGCCUACUUACAAUGGGCUCUCAAUAGAUAGAUUUGGUAUCAAUAUUCCUUCGCCUGAACAUGCAAAUACUAUUGAUGUAUGUAAUACUGUUGACAUAAAAACUGAGGACCUGUCAGACAGCCUGCCGCCUGUCUGUGACACAGUAGCCACGGAUCUGUGUUCCACCGGCAUUGAUAUCUGCAGUUUCAGUGAAGAUAUAAAACCUGGCGACUCCCUCUUACUGAGUGUGGAAGAAGUACUCCGCAGCUUGGAAACUGUCUCAAAUACAGAGGUCUGUUGUCCUAAUUUGCAGCCAAACUUGGAAGCCACUGUAUCCAACGGACCCUUUCUGCAGCUUUCUUCCCAGUCUCUUAGCCAUAAUGUUUUUAUGUCCACCAGUCCGGCACUUCAUGGGUUAUCAUGUACAGCAGCAACUCCCAAGGUAGCAAAAUUGAACAGAAAACGGUCCCGAUCAGAAAGUGACAGUGAAAAAGUUCAGCCACUUCCAAUUUCUACCAUUAUCCGGGGCCCAACACUGGGGGCAUCCGCUCCAGUGACAGUGAAACGAGAGAGUAAAAUUUCUCUUCAACCUAUAGCAACUGUUCCCAAUGGAGGCACCACACCCAAAAUCAGCAAAACUGUACUUCUAUCUACUAAAAGCAUGAAGAAGAGUCACGAACAUGGAUCCAAGAAGUCUCACUCUAAAACCAAGCCGGGUAUUCUAAAGAAAGACAAAGCAGUAAAGGAAAAGAUUCCUAGUCAUCACUUUAUGCCAGGAAGUCCUACCAAGACUGUGUACAAAAAGCCCCAGGAGAAGAAAGGGUGUAAGUGUGGACGUGCUACUCAGAACCCAAGUGUUCUUACAUGCCGUGGCCAGCGCUGCCCUUGCUACUCUAACCGGAAAGCCUGCUUAGACUGUAUAUGUCGAGGCUGCCAAAACUCCUACAUGGCCAAUGGGGAGAAGAAGCUGGAGGCAUUUGCCGUGCCAGAAAAGGCCUUGGAGCAGACCAGGCUCACUUUGGGCAUUAAUGUGACUAGCAUUGCUGUGCGUAACGCUAGUACCAGCACCAGUGUAAUUAAUGUCACAGGGUCCCCAGUAACGACGUUUUUAGCUGCCAGUACACAUGAUGAUAAAAGUUUGGAUGAAGCUAUAGACAUGAGAUUCGACUGUUAACUCAGUGGGUCUUCAAACCUACCUCUGGUAGGGAAAUAGCUACAGUUUUACGGCAGCUAUGGUUCUGUUGGUUUCACUUGCCGGAGCUCCUGCAUAUAGAUCACUUGUAUCAAGUGUUUUCAUUGAUAAGUUAUAUGUGUUAGUGUCGGGGAAAUAGUUUUCAGAUAACGGAGGAGUAACCCUACAACUGUAUGUUCUUAGUUCUUACAGAACCUCAUAGUUCAAGAACAAAUGCUGAUGCAACUGAUUUAUACAGAAUGAACUUUGGCAAGGAGAAUAACAUUAACCUCAUUGUUUCUGGUAAUGCUUUGUGCAUAAUCAAAGUUUAUGAUUAAAUGUAAGGAAGUGGUAUCGAGUCAGUCCAUAAAGAUUGUGAGACUCUCUUUGUGAAAAAGUAGCCACUAGUUUAUUCCGGAGACUCAAGUGUGGCUCUCACGCCACGCUGGUGUUUCUUCUGUUGAAAAGCUGAUGUGCCCAGUUCAACUUUUGUGCUGACAUAAUACCAUUUCUAAGAUCAUGAAAAUUAGCUACUGGUAUGUAGUACUUAAAUCAGCAGUAUUAUGGAAGAAAAUUGCCCCCUCAUUAGAAUGUUUUUAAGAAAUCUGUCUUAUAAAAAAUGUGAACAAACUGAUGAGAUUGUCAAACUACAGAUCCUUAGCCAUUUUUCCUGCAAAACGUCCACCCGCCUGUCUUGCUAGGUCUGACUCAUUUCUAGGGGAAAAUUUUGAGAUCCUUCACUAUGAGCAAUGUUCUAAUUGGAUAAAUAAUAUGAAGAGCAUUUAUUCCGAAGGUAUUUGGAUUCACAGUAGUACGUGACAAUAUUUUUUUUAAGUUUAAAGGUUUUAUUUAGAAAUUGGGAUUUAUUUAAAACUCUUUUGGAAUAAUGCCCCAAACAUACCUAGAUGUAUGCAUUGUAUUAAUUGCCAUUGGCCACUCUUUUUUUUUUCUUCUGUUUAUUUGCCACAGACUUUAUUUUGAAUAUGCUCCUAUCCUUUUUUUUUUCUUUCUUAGGGUGCUAUUCAUUAUGCUGGCUUCUUUAUCGAGGCCUAAUAAAACGCCUUUUUUUUAUGAAGCCUGUGCAGUUACGUAGGUCUAAAGCUAGGAGGAUUUUCUCUAGAAUGCUUUUUUGCAUGUAAAGCACAAACUGUUUCAGUUUAAAUGUACUAAUUCCCUUUAAUUUUUAAGGGGAAAACAAACAUUCUGUUGAAGGGAAAUCUGGUCAGUUGUUGGAAGAGCACAGCCCAAGUAGACAAGGACUGACUAGGUGUAGACACAACCUUGGUUUCCGAGAAGAGUUGCUACUCUGACAGUGCUCAUGGUAAGAACAUACUGCAGGGAAGAUGAUGCCAGUUGCUAUCGGCCUCCGGGUCUGUCAAGUGUUGGAGUUAGGUUUUGAUUUGGCACACAGCAUCUUCAAUGAUGGCUACUCACCUCGUUCACGACAUGGACAAGAAUCCUUGGAACACAGAGCCCAUGACACCACCUUCUGUUUUGUAGUGUAUCCUGGUGUCAUUUUCUGUGAAUGUGGUCAGGUAGAGUUGUUUCGUCUUUGUGUGUGUGUGCGUGCGUGCGUGCGUGCGCGCGUGUGUUUUUCUUUCCUUUUUUUUCUUUUUGGUCUCUUUUGGUGGGGUGGGGGUAGGCUAAAGCCAUAGGAAGAAAAAUGUGAUGUAUGUGUCCAGUAUGUACUAUCUUGUUUUUGUUUUGCAAGAAGAGUUGAACUAUUUUUGAUAACAAGAGUAAAUGGUGGAAAAUGCUUCUUAGUUGUCUUGUCUUUAUUUGCUUUCCCAAGUUUUGGAAUUUUAUUUAAUUCCUUUAAGUGUUAGCUGUGUCUUAUGAAAAAUGUAUUUACCUAAAGUUUGUAACAGUUUUGUGUUGAACCCAGCUUCCCUGCUAUAUAAACUUGUAAAUCUGUUCUUGAUUCACUAAUGAUCACUGCAAAAAUGACUAGAAAUGAAAUUGUACACAUGGAUGACUAGGAUCUAUUUUGCAAAUCUCCCAAACUUUCCUAAUACUAUGACUUUAAAAUUAUGGAGUACUUUAUUGCUUCCCAGAUUUGAUCAUCUUAGUUUUGUGUUUUCUUGAUGCAUGGGAGGUUGGCAAUAGAGGCAAAGUGGAAAUCAUUCGUAUGUGAGGACCUUGAUUGUAAUGUAAUAUUGCCAACGAUGAAUUCAGGUUGUUUUUAGCACAAGUUUCUCUUUUUUAUGCUGGUAUUCUCACUGCCACACUUUUGGAAAACCUGUAUUACACCUUAAAUCUAUCAAUAAAUGAUAGUUUUCUAAUUGUAUGUUGUAGAAUACUGAGGAGUUUGGGACAGCAUGCUCUAAAAGGUCUGUAUUAAUAUGGGGAAGAACAACUGUAUUGCUUUGGUUUUUGUCUUGUCUGUACCCCAUGAGUUGUUUACGAGUUCUGACCAAUGACUGACCAGGGGAUUGCUGAGGUAACUGGACCUCUGUCAUCAGGACACAAAACAAUCAACACGGAACAGCCCAUCAAUUUCCUCCUUAGUCCUCAUUACCAUUAAGUUACCAUCAUCAUAAACAAAUCAUCUUUUACCUUAGGCAAUAGCUUUGCAGCGGACAGUUGUAUCAUUGUGAUUGGCUUAGCUCAGCUCUUCUGUGAGAUGCAAUGUGGUUCUUGGUGAGGAAUUAUUCCAUUUACUUCAUUUUGUUGUUUUCUUGAAAAAACUUCAUGGUUACCUUACUAAAGAAAAGUAGACAUUUUAUGAGAAAUAAAAUUGCUUUUUAAACACUC